CUGACAUCAUUUUUCAUUGCCUAUUUUAAUAUAAUGUUUUCUUUUGUUUUCACAGUACAAGGAUUGUCGAAGAAGCCAGAAGUAGUUCCUAAGCCAGCCGUAGCUGUUAAGGUCAAGCACGAACUCAAAUGCUUUCCUAACGGAAUGAAAGUCACGGUCGACAGACUUCCCUUCCARCUCAGCCAUGACCUACAACUUCUCGACAAAAAUUGCAAACCUAWAAAGAAUAAGAAAGGAGACUUCGUYUUCGUUUUCMAAUUUGACCAAUGUAAAACCGGAGUCAAGACUACAGCAUCGGAAAUCAUCUUCACAAACARGGUUCUUGGUAAAAUCCUUCAUAAGAACGACAAAAUCUCCCGUAUUAARGAUGUUAACAUAGCUCUUACUUGUAAAUAUCCWCGAGAGAAGGUSCUYUCAUCCGGCGCAAUCCUACCUAACCAGGACAGAUUUAGAGGUGCGUCUGUCGAGGGUGGUAGAUUCAAGUUUAGCAUCCUGAUAUUUAAAGACAACAAGUUCACGGUGCCAUACAAGCCUAAAGAUUACCCCAUCAAGAAACACCUUCGCGAACGUUUCCACGUCCAGGUCAAAGUCAGGUCUCUCAGAACACAGCUCGCUAUCUUGGCACAACAUUGCUAUGCCACACCCAAAAAACACGCUGCUGGAGCUUUCAGGCAUAAUUUGAUCGUAAACAGUUGUCCUGCUGACAAAACUCUCAAGUUCCAUAAAUCCCCWUCAGCAAAUAUACAGAGGUUCAGUGCCCAGACUUUCMACUUUCGUCGACCAGGACCAGCAAAAUACCACUAUAUUUACAUCCACUGCGUCGUCACCGUUUGUGACGGAAACAAGAAAAACAGCGUGUGCGCAAAGGGCUGCCAGAAAAAGAAGCUUGGAAAACGUGAAGAAUCGAGCUUGGACCAAGGGAUUGGAAAAAUCAGUCUKACUCAAGGACCAUUCGCCGUACAAGUUCCAGAUGUUCAACACGACGAAAGUAACAUUGAGAGAGCUGAUGAACCAGAAAUGCCUGCCUUGGUGUCUUACAACUGAAUGAACAUCGUACGCCUGACCCCGGACUGAUUGACAGCCAUCCUAAUAGAGGAUACGCGGCUGAUCUUAUAUUAGGAAAUAAUCAUUUGUAAUAAUUCUAGAAUAAAGAUGUCUUUGACAGAAU
Messenger RNA from Exaiptasia diaphana, 1168 nucleotides. RefSeq names its product ZP domain-containing protein. The transcript is spliced from 4 exons. Gene Ontology annotation, cellular component: cell surface. Lineage: Eukaryota; Metazoa; Cnidaria; Anthozoa; Actiniaria; Aiptasiidae. The coding region runs from base 34 to 1044 and encodes 336 amino acids. The record is from RefSeq and is a predicted model, not a curated record.